AUGCGCGGAUUUUUCGUGAUUUUUGCGAUUUUUCUAGUGGUCACGGUAUGUUCUUAGGGUCCUUAACGUAAGAGUUAGCCUAAAUAUAGUUUUUCUAGUAUAACUGGAUCCUCUGAUAACGAUAGGGUCGUCAAAAACUAGUUAACUUAGCCCUGAAGAGAGUUAUGACGUGGCAAAGUUUGGGUAAAUCAAGAGGCUAUAAAUAACUAAAGAUACUUAGUUAUAUCCUAUAAGCACCCCCAAACGUUGCCACGUCAUAACUCUCUUUACAGUUGGGCUAACUCCCUUUUGACAACGGGGCGCGACAAAAUUGACUAGAGAAAUCCGAAUUCCAGGCGACUCCCACACGAAAAUCACGGCAAUCUUGCGAAUGCGCGACUGCAGAAUCGCCGAAAUGCGGCUGUCAAGUUAUGCCAAAUCAAAGUGGAGCGGGUGGUGAAAUGAUUUGCACUUGUGCCCCAGCACAGCCUGCAAAAUGCCUGUGCAGCAGUGAGAAUUUGGUGAGCCCCUGUGACGUGGCAUUUUGAAAACCCCACUUUGUUUUAUAGAAGCACAUCAUAACCUCUCCAAUCUCCCCUGCACCCGCGUCAACCACGACUUGCGCCAACUCUUGCGAAACCACGUGUCAAUCAAGUUGCUCAACGUUACACGUGCAAAUGACGACCAGUUCUUGCGAUAAGAUUUGUCACGAAGCAUGUACUUUCACAUGCGCCAAACAAAUUACCACGUCACUUCCAACCCCACCGCCGUACACCACGACUACAACUACAACAACUUUGGCACCAGUCACCCUUCCGGCAAAUGUUAGGGAAUAUCAUUUUGUGAUUCCGGCUGCUGUUAUGCAGGUGAGAAAGUGGAUUUUCAUGGAAAAUCCAACUUUUCCACGUCAUAGCUCGGCUUGAGCUCUGAUGAGGUGAUUCACGAAAACGUUUUUUUAACGUUAACGGUAUUUUUAUUCAUUUUUUUACCAUUUUCAUAACACAUUUGAAUAAAGUGAAACUAAAGCACAUUUUAGUGUUCAGAAAUGCUAUUUCAAGACCUUCUAGUCAGCCUAAAAGAAAAAUCAAGCCUCACAUCUCCCAAAAAAUGAAAUUGGUGAUUUUCGAAAAGUUUCGAAAAUCAAAAAAUUUGAUUUUUAAGGCUUGAUUUAUCUUUUAGGCUGAUUAGAAGGUCUUGAAAUAGCAUUUCUGGACACUAAAAUGCGUUUUAGCUUCACUUUAUUCAUGUGUUAAGAAAAUGGUAAAAAAAUGAUUAAAAAUACCGUUCGUGAAUCACUUUUUUUGGUUUUUUAACGUUAAAAAACCAUUUUUUUUCAUAAAUAAAAAAUUUUCAAAAAUUUCAGUAAAUAAAAAACUAGAAAUAAUUUACAGCAAGUUUCCGCGCCGUCUUCCCCCAACUGCGCGGCAGAAUGUCAGCCCAGCUGCAACUUUGUCUGCACAAAAAUCCGCCCCACACUUCGCGGAAUCGCUCAAAUGUUCGAAAACGGCAAGAACUGCGGGACGUCCUGCGCUUCAACUUGCUUAAACCUCUGCAUUUCAUCCGGAAUUCAGAAUAAGGAAUGCGCGGAAAAUUGCGCGCCUGCGUGUCAGGACACGUGUCAAUUGGUGAAGCCGAGCACCACAACUACAACAAGUACCGCUCCGCCGGUUGCCUGUAUUCCGCAAUGUAUGCCGAGCUGCUCGCAACAAUGUGUGUUCACUGUGAAAAUGAAUACGAUGAUGGCUCAAGUUGAGGCGAAAACAUCGGCCGUUUUGAUACCUGUGGAGAAUAGUGUUGCGGAAGAGGAAACGGAAGUUCCGGAAAGCACUACGCUACCGAUUGUUAUGAAUUUCGGAACGUUGUGUAAGAGAGAGUGCUCGGUGAGCUCUAAAAAUCCUGAUUUUCAAGCAAUUUUCCCAUCUUCCAUCUUCCAGAUCCAAUGCGAACAUCAAUGUACACCUUCAAAAGGUGAUCAAUGUAUGUCAGCUUGUCAAACGACAUGUUAUCCGGUUUGUCAAUCGAAAAUGAAGCGGCGGAUGAAGAUGAAGAGUAAAACUGAUUACUCAACUGCCUAA
This is a messenger RNA of Caenorhabditis angaria, 2054 nucleotides long. NCBI's taxonomy places the organism in Eukaryota, Metazoa, Nematoda, Chromadorea, Rhabditida, Rhabditidae. The record is from the annotation of a GenBank genome assembly.